This is a messenger RNA of Centropristis striata (black sea bass), 1495 nucleotides long. RefSeq lists its product as uncharacterized. The coding region runs from base 47 to 913 and encodes 288 amino acids. NCBI's taxonomy places the organism in Eukaryota, Metazoa, Chordata, Actinopteri, Perciformes, Serranidae. The record is from RefSeq and is a predicted model, not a curated record. The transcript has 5 exons.
GCUGUCGACUUGUUUCUGCCACUUUGGGAGAUGAUGAGGCUCUCAGAUGGAGGCAGUGUGUGAGCAGCUCCAUGGAGGUGCUGAGGAGGAGGAGGAGGAGGAGGAGGCAGGAGAAGAUGAAGCCAUGCUGUGGUCCCUCCAGGAGGCUCUGGAGAGGCAGACCCUGCAGAUAGGAGCCUCAGCCUGCGGGGCCACAGCUGUGGUGGACGUCUUGAAGGCCCUCGGUGUGGACGUGGCCCCUGAGGAAGCAGACCGAUGCGUCCAAACGCGCCUGAGGAGGACAGAGUCCCCGCUGCCGGACUAUCUGCUGUCCCGCAGUGAAGCAGGAGCGACUCACGCUCAGCUCAUCCAGGGAGCACAGGAGGCCAGCGAAGGGAAGGUCAUAGGUCGCUUCUUCCACCUCCACCCUCGGCGGCUGCUCCGACUGGUCCCCUGGCUCGCACGCUGGAUCCGCCGCGGUGCUGUUCCCGUGGCGACCAUGAACAUGCAGCUGGCUGUGCCGGACGGAGAGGAGGUGCCCGACGCCUGGCACCAUCAGCUCAUAUUCGGCGUUGCUUCUCAUGCUGUUUUCAUGACCAACCCUUUAGAUGUAGUAAGUGAAGAAGAAGUGCAUCAGAGACUCUGCAGCGAAUCCGUGUUGCUGAUUCGCCGAGAAGACGUCCUGCAGAGACUGCUGCCAGAUUGCUGCGUGUCCAGCUUAUCAGAGAGCCAGACAGACUCACGCUGGAAAGCCCUGGAUGUUGAGGGUCAAGUGAGGCAGAUGGUGCUCGAGGAGGAACAGGAACAAGAUCAGCCCAAGUUAACACACAUCACAAUCCCUGCAGCGUACAGUUCAGGCAUCACACUCUUCGCUAUAAAGGAGUCAGAGCUGGGAAAAGAACUCCUCGACGCUCCUGAUCUCCCUUUGUUGUGACUGGACUGCUGCUCAUAGACCCAUACGGUGAAAAGGUCUAGGUGCUGUAUAAAUACUGUGAAAGAAUCAAUAGAAAAUUCACGCAGCUGGUGUUUAAAAACUGUGCAUUUGAACGCACCGUCAGGACUUCUUCUUUUUUUUGUGUGUAUUUAUUUUUAUUGUUCUCAUAACAGAAAAAUAUAUACAAAUUAGAAAUAGUUGGUGGAGCGACACAGAACCAUACAUGUUUUUUGACAUGAGACAAACAAAACACGGGUAUAAAAUAAAUGGCACAGCAACAGAAUAGCACUAAUGUUUUUAGACAUUAAAUCAAGAAAAGGUUGCCGGAUUUUAAAAAAGAUAUCCUCUUUAGCAGAUAUGAUGUACCUGAUUUUCUCCAGGUGUAAUACAUUUCCCAGCUCUCUCAACCACAUUUCAAAUGUAGGAGCCCUAUCAGAUUUCCAAGACUGUAAAAUUAACUUUCUGGCUAACAAUGUUGAAAGGGAGAUAGCUAUAGCUUCACAACUACUUUUCACACUAUCUGGAUUAGCCACUUAGGACUUCUUUAAGAGAGAUUUUGAAGACGGAGAACCACUGGAAGCA